Molecule: messenger RNA, 12986 nt
Organism: Tyto alba (common barn owl)
Lineage: Eukaryota; Metazoa; Chordata; Aves; Strigiformes; Tytonidae
Gene: ZNF644
Product: zinc finger protein 644
Exons: 7
Coding region: 4706-8620 (1304 amino acids)
Biological process (GO): regulation of transcription by RNA polymerase II
Cellular component (GO): nucleus
Molecular function (GO): DNA-binding transcription factor activity, RNA polymerase II-specific; RNA polymerase II cis-regulatory region sequence-specific DNA binding
Source: RefSeq, a predicted model, not a curated record
ACAAUUUUAAAAUAAAUCAAACUGCUCCAAUUUAUGCUAUUAUUAGUUCUAAAAUUUCAUUGAAAAUAAUGUUAAUUAGUGCUUGUUCAAACAACCAGUACACUGAGUUCCUAAAUGUGUUGAUACUAGAGAAAUUAGUAUCUUUGUAAGAAAGGCCAAGAAACUGGAAACAUCUCUGUAGGAUGAAAAGAAAAACUCUGUGGCAAGUUGAGUAAUAACACACAGAUACCUUUCACAUCAUGUUUUUGGGGCCUUAUUUUUGUAGUUAUGAGGGUCUAAAGGCAACAACAAGACAAAUUUUAGAGGUAAAGGUAAGAUAUUUUAUCAAAACAACCAUCUUAGCUGAAAAAAAGAAUGUCUUGGAUACUCAAAAACUUCUCUACUUUUUCAAUUUAUAAUAGUGGAUUUAAUAAAAGAUGCUACUUUUUCCUAUAAACCCCAUUUUUGUCUGAAAUUCAGACAUAAAAGAUCAUUUAGAUUUUGAGAAUGUUAUGGAAGACAAAAUUUUCUAUCAAAGGCUACGGUAUAAAGUAGUAUAAAGUAGCAAAUGGAGAGGGGAAAUAGAUGGGAUAAAUGCAAUGUAUCCAUUACACGAGUGCAUUACUAUUUUGAAAAUCAUACAGGCUUAAAUUGUUCUACAAUUCAAAAACUGUAUCACUUAAUCUUUUAUCUGUUGUUGUUUUGGUUGCUAUAUACAGGAUAAGCAGAGUAUUUUGUUAUUGAAAGGAAUGUGUCAACUGAAAAUGAAAUUUUCAAAGAAUGAUGCAUAUAGUGGCUGUAUUUCCAUGGUGAAGCCUUUUGCGUAGAGUUAAUGAAGUUCUUGGGGUCCAAGGGAAUAAAAGGUGCUAUAUAAAUGUAAGAAAUUAUCAUUAAAAAGUUUUUUCCUCCAGGCAUUUGGGAUUUUGCUUUGUGUGUUACAGGGAGGCAUUUGCAAUCUUCUUUCAUUCAAAAUGCUUCAGUUUAGAUCUGCUCCAACUCUCUCUCUGCAACUUCAGCUACAAAAAUGUUUGUAUGAAAAAACAAUUUCUAAAUUGGUUUCAGUUAAUCAUAUUUUUCUGCUAACAUGACAGCCUGCUUUCAUUUAAGCUUUUUAUAACCAGCUGAAGACCAGGAGGAACUAGGUAGCAACCUUCUCUCAAGAGGUUUUCAAAUGCUCUUUUAACCAUUAAUUAGGCCUCCUCCACAUUGGUGGAGAAAUGACACAGGACACAGCUAAAAUUCCUGGAAACAAAAAGCCAGCUGUGCAAUAUCUGCCUUAAUUUUCAUGAAUCGUAUCAUAUGGUCCUCUACUGGCCACACAUGUUCUUUCACUCAUCUUACAGUGCUUCAUUGGAGGCUGGUCCUAAAAUUUCUAUUUCAUGCACACAUUCAAUCCCAAUUUUGCAUCAUUCUGUGUGUAUUUCUCAAGUCUAACAUGCAACCUUUAAGAUCAUCUACUACUUUUCACAUAAGCAUAAGUGGAAAAGACAGUGGAAUUAGAACUCAAGAGUUCUGAUAGCACUGGACGUAACCUUUUGCAACACCGCCAUUUUGAUGAAAUGUUCCAUGAAUUCAAGCCAAAUGUGGAUUUUUUGUUUGGAUCCACAGAUUGUGUGGAUCAUUUUAGAGAGUCCACUACUGCUUGGGCCUUUCAGCUCAAGUAGUAAGUUGAGGGACUAGGCAAAGUGCUAGGCAUCUUUAAAUUCUUAAUAAAAUUGUUGUAUUUGGCAGCAUUAGAACUAAAGUUCAGAUUUCCUUAAGCUAACCAUUUUACUUGUUCACAAAUAGAUCUAAAAUGUAACAAAACACUGCAUCCUCUUCUGUAAGUUAGUGCUUUUAUAGAAUUUGGUAUUCUUCAACAGAACUGAAGCAAGAAUUGCUGAUGCUUAAAAAUUAUCUGCUAGGUGACAAAAUACAUGUAAGUGUGAUGACCUUAAGAUAAUUGGGUACAAUAAAAUAUAUGAUGUUCAGCAAGAAGCAUAGGGGUAGUAUUAAUACUUGCUUUUUUCACGUUUUUAUUGUUUGUAUUCUGGUUAGCAUGGAGCCCGUAUGACCAAGAAUCAUAGAAGAAAUCUGUGAACAAGGUGAUAAUGUUCCUUGUGUUUAAGAGCAGUGGAAAACUGUCCAUACAUGCUCCAAAAUCUCAGAACUUGAUUUUGUAAAUGUAUCUUUUCAGAAAACAAGCUUAAUUCUCAGAAGAAUAACAUUAGCACUUGUUAGGGGACUGAGUGCUUUAGGGUACUGUUAAUGAAAUUCAUAGCCUUUUGGCUGUGGGCCAUCAGUUUGAAUUCAGUCUAACUCGGUGGAGAUUAAAAAUUGGCCUAUUUAGUGGCCUUUUAGUCAUCUCUAACGAGAUGAGUUUGGUGGUUCUCAGUCCCAUAACGUAAAGCAUUCACACUGCUUUCUUCUAACUGGCAAGCUCCAGAGAAAGCCAAAAAUUUAAUGGAUUCUGGGAAAAAUUAAUCUCUAGUGCCAUGAAAAAAAAACAAAGAAAAGCAAAAGCCUUGAGUCACACUACUUACACAAGCACUAACAAACAGACUAUUUUUAAAUGUGGACUUUACAGUGAUAUAUAAAGUUUAUAAAUGGACAAAUUAGCUGAACAUGUGACAUAUGUUACCACACAGCUAUACAGAAUGCAACAUGACAAAAACUCCCAAAGGGGAUACCUACACCUGUGCAUAAGAUCACACCAACACAUUAAAUGUUUGAAUGUCUCUGGGAUUCACUUCUAAAAAAAAAAAUAGGAUCAGAACAGAUAUCUGAAAAGAUGCUGAAAACGAUUGCUUAGUCUGCCCUCCAAUACUUCACAGCAGAGUCAAACACUUCUAAUCUUUUCUUACAGAUAUUUAUCUUGGUCUUAAAAAAUAUUUAAUGUUUCCAGAAUCCUCUAGAGAAUAUAUGCCAGUUUUAUUUAUCCAUAUCAUAGUAAAACUUUUCCUAAUGUCUAACCUAAACUUCUUCCAGUGCUGUUUGAGACUGUUAAUUUUUGCCCUGCCUGCAAUGGAUUUAGUGAACAAUGUAUUUUUCUCCCCACAGUCUUUUAUUUUCUAGACUAAAAAAUCUCAAACAUUCCUAUUUUGUUAGGGUCAUGUCCUUUAAAAAUAUCGGUAUUUUUUUCCCUUCCUUGUACUCCCUUCUGUUGGAUUUUUUUGACAGUUUUUCUUGAAAUGCAGAGCCCAAAUCUGAACACAGUAUUACAGCUGAGGCUUUACCAGUAUUGCAUAUGAGAAUUUCUCCCUAUGUCUUAGAUAGGACAGUUCUGUUUACACAUCUCUCUGUACUGCAGCUUUUUUCACAACGGUGUGACACUGUUGGUGCAUGUUCAGUUUGUGAUCUACUCUGAUCCCCAACCCCUUUUCUGAAGGCCUGGUGUGUAUUUGUCUGAUCCCAGUCUUGCAAUUGUGCAAUUGUUAUUUUCCUGCUUAAAUGCUGAAAGUUGGCACUUGUAUUUACUCAGUUGCAUCCUAUUUCUGCAAUCAGUUUGUCAAGAACAUUUUGAAUUCUUUUCUUGUCCUGCAACAUGCUUCCAGCUCUGCCAGUUUGUCAUUGUUGGCAAAUCCAACCAAUGUAAUCUGUACUCUGUCAUUCACAUAACUAGACUUGGUACCAAACUCAGGACAUACCUCCAAGGGUCUGUAGUUGCUGUAUGUCGCUAUUUGUCACAAUGAAGCACUGCUGAUGUAGUUUUGCGCCAGGGCAGAGUCAUUUCAUUAGGCCUCUUGCUUGCUCAAUUAAGACUUCUCUGAGAUGGUGUCAAAAGCCAUACUCAAGUCAAGCUGUAACAGAUCUACCACUACUGCCAUCCAAGGCCUGUUAAGACUGUCACAGCAUGGGAUGAGUUUGGCUUGAUGUGAUUUUCUUGACAAAUCCAUGUUGGCUGUAACUUAUCACUUCAUUAGCCACCAUGUACUUAAAGAUGUGUGAUUAUUUGCUUCAAUACUUUUCUGGGAAUAGAGGCUGGAAUGAUUGACAGUUCUUGGCUCUACCUAUUCACCUCUUUUGAAUUGGAUGUGCCGUGUUUUGCCUUUUUCCCCCUCCUGAAAUCUCAGUGGUCUUCGUGAGCGUUCAGUGAUGCCUGCUCACACCUCUAACAUUGCCUUAAUCAACUUCCCGCUCUAGUGUGAAAUCCCCUGGGCCUAGCAAAUCUGAAGGAAAAAAGUCUGAUUUAUCAAAGCAGUCUCUCCUUCACGCAUUUAUUAUUCUCCCCUGUAUCCCUGCCCUUUUUGAAUUGGGGUUUGCCACCAGAAGCAUUACUCUGAAGAAAACAUGGCACUGAAUGCUCCUACUUUCUCGGCGUUGCCUCACAGCUUCCCGCCCCCCGGAAUGGACUGACAGUCCCCAAGUCGUCUCCUCUUCCCUCGCGUCGCUCCUCUGCUCCCAGGUUUCCUGUUCCCCCCUCACGUCGUUCGCCAGCCGCGGCUUGUCGCAGGAGCCAGCCCUUCUCCCUGGCACGGCGAGCGCCUUUGUACAGCUCCUGCAGUACUUGACCUAGUUUUCCACUUUCUGUGGGAAAGGCACCGCCAGGCAACCGACACACCGACUUCCCGCGCGCGCUGCGCGGCUUGGCGCAGGUUUGUUUUAAUUUGGAAGUGGAUCUCACAGCUUAAUGUAAAUCAAAGGAAAAAAGGAUGUCAAGAGUGGUCUUCCUUGAUUUCGAUGAAGGACCAAUGCAGGAAGUCAUGGAUAUUAGCUUAUAAAUGUACUUAAUGGACAGACCAGCAAUAUGGAUGAUUUAGAGAUAAAUACUGAAGUCACUGGUGCUAAAGAAGAAGAAGAAAUCCUAUGUGAUGAUAAUUUUGUAUCUGAGGAAGAGGGUGGCAUUCCCAAACCACAAGAGAGCGACACAUCAUUUCAGAAGAACAAUACGUUGACUCUGCCUGAGGAGCUAUCAAGGGACAGAUCUGAAAAAGCCUUAAGUGGAGGCCAGAGUUCUCUAUUUAUACACACUGGUGCUCCUACUGUUUCUAGCGAAAACUUUAUCUUGUCUAGAGGAACUGCUGUUAAUGGACCAGUUUCACACUCCACCUCAACUAAGACUUCCAUUAUGAAUAAAGGCAGUGUUUCAUUAACCACUGGACAGUCUGUAGGUCAUCACACAGAUUCCUGCUCAACUCUGACGGUGGUUCAUGAUCUUCAGCUGCCUACAAAGAGCGCAACACAGAAAUCAAAUCAGCACCAAGUUUUAUUUUUGUUACCUGAUGUAGCACAUGCUAAGAACCUGACUCAUUCCAUUAAAAAUCUACCUACCUCUGCUUCAGUUGGUUGUGAUUCACAGAAAUCAGUAGGAAAUAGUGUAGACAGCACUUUAGUAGGCCAAGUAGAAGUUUGUGAGGAUGACAAAAAUUUGCUAGUAAAAGAUGACUGUGUUGAUACGUUAACAGGCAUUUCCUCAGGUACAGGUGGUUUCAGAUCGGGAUGUGAUCCCAGCUGGGAUCCACAAAAAGAGUUUAUACAGUUUCUUAUGACAAAUGAAGAAACAAUAGAGAAGUCUCCCAUUCACUGUAAAGUGGGCUUAGAAAAAAAGCGAAAAAGGAAAAUGGAUGUUAGUAAAAUAACACGCUAUACUGAAGACUGUUUUGGUGAUACCAGUUGUAUUCCCAGUAAAUCAAAACUAUUAAAUGUUGACUUCUUAGAGCAGAAUGAGGAGCUACAAAUAGUAGAACCACAAAAAUACUCAUUGAGUAAAGUAAAGCCUGAAUCCACAGAUGAAGAGCUGGAAGCUGCUGAUGCUAUCCAGCAACUCAUUUAUAGUCCCACUAGUAACUGUGCAGAAGAUACUUCUCCUGUUCACACUAGCACUUUUCUUUCCAAUACUUUAAAAAAUAAAUGUGAACAGAAUGAUUCUGAAUCGCCACCUACUUUCAGUACUGAUGAACCAUCAUUUUAUCCCUGUACAAAGUGCAAUGUGAAUUUUAGGGAGAAGAAACAUCUGCAUAGGCAUAUGAUGUACCAUUUAGAUGGGAACAGUCAUUUCCGACAUCUCAAUGUCCCCAGGCCCUAUGCAUGUAGGGAAUGUGGAAGGACAUUUCGAGAUCGUAAUUCACUUCUUAAACAUAUGAUAAUUCACCAGGAAAGAAGGCAGAAACUGAUGGAAGAAAUCCGUGAGCUGAAAGAACUUCAGGAUGAGGGUAGGAGUGCACGGUUACAGUGCCCACAGUGUGUAUUUGGUACCAAUUGUCCCAAAACAUUUGUGCAGCAUGCAAAGACCCAUGAAAAAGAUAAAAGGUAUUAUUGCUGUGAGGAAUGCAAUUUCAUGGCUGUGACAGAAAAUGAACUGGAAUGCCAUCGAGGGAUAGCUCAUGGAGCAGUAGUCAAAUGUUCAAUUAUCGGUAGCGACAUGUCCCAGAGGAAAACACAGAAAAAGGCAUCCUUGAAAGAUCCAUAUUUAGGAUCCUCAAAAAAAUCAUCAACAUAUAUGUGUAAGAUGUGUCCAUUUACUACUUCAGCUAGAAGCAUUUUAAAAAAACACAUGGAAUAUUUGCACCCAGCAUCAUGCAUUGAUCCCUUCGGUAGCCAUCUUAGACUAGAAAAAAGGAAAGGCAGCAUAAUAGAAGAAUCUUUAGGUUUUGGUAGCAGGACAAAACAGUUGAUCAAACAAUCUUCUACUUUUCCAAAGAACUCUGUUUUAAAACAGGAUGUAAAAAGAUCAUUUGGCUCUACUUCACAGUCCAGUAACUUCGCAAAACUUCACAAGAGACCCUACAGGAUACAGAAGGCUCGGAAAAGCGUUUCACAGCCAUCUGUAAGUGUGUGCAAUCUAAAUUCUACAAACAAGACCUUUUUGAUUAGAAAUAGCAUUGAGCAGAAACCUAAAUGUUUUCAUCAAGCAGCAAAGCAGAAAGCUAGUGUGAAAACAAGUGGUAAUUUAUAUAGACACAAAUAUGAAAACUACAGGAUGAUUAAAAAAUAUAGUGACUCUUAUCCUUUGCAUUUAAAAAAGGAAGAGUCCAACUCUGUCAGUUCUUUGCAUUUAUUUUCUUCAUCAAGUAGUUCCUGUAAUAAUUGUUUUGUCAUGGAUUCAAAUAAUCUUGAUUGCAAAAUGGCAGAAGGCUGUAAAGAUCAUAGGCGUGUAGCUGUUAAAAGAGUGGUUAAAGAAUCCAAGAGGGAAGGCUCUGUUACAGGAGAUGAUUUGGAUUGCUAUCCAGAUUUUCUGCAUAAAAUGACUGUUGUUGUUUUACAGAAACUUAACUCUGCUGAAAAAAAAGACAGCUAUGAAACGGAGGAUGAAAGUUCAUGGGAUAAUGUUGAACUAUGUGAUUACACUACACAGUCUGUGGAGGAUGAAUCUUACAGUGAUAUUAAUCAGGAACAUGUAAACCUAUUCCCCAUAUUCAAAGGUAAAGUGGAAGAUCAUGAAGCUGGUGAUAAAUCUUCACUUAGUUAUGAGCAGAAUGAUGGCUUUUAUUUUGAGUAUUAUGAAGAUGCUGAGGGUGGUAACUUCCUGCAUGAUUUGCAUGAUCCUCAGAAUUUAGAAAAUGUGGGAUCAGCAUUGCCAAAGCAUAAUUCAGUUUUCCAUUGGACUGAUUUGUCGCUUGAAAAGAAGUCCUGCCCAUACUGUCCAGCAACCUUUGAAACAGGUGUUGGAUUGUCCAAUCAUGUCAGAGGACAUCUUCAUAGAGCUGGACUAAGCUAUGAAGCCCGUCAUGUUGUUUCACCAGAGCAGAUAGCAACAAGUGACAAAAUGCAACAUUUUAAAAGAACUGGAACAGGAACUCCUGUUAAACGUGUUAGAAAAGCGAUUGAGAAAUCUGAAACUUCCUCUGAGCAUACAUGUCAGCUCUGUGGAGGCUGGUUUGAUACUAAAAUUGGAUUGUCUAAUCAUGUGCGAGGACACCUGAAGAGGCUUGGUAAAACCAAGUGGGACGCACACAAGUCUCCAAUCUGUGUUCUGAAUGAGAUGAUGCAAAAUGAAGAGAAGUAUGAAAAAAUCCUAAAGGCUUUGAACAGUCGCCGCAUUAUUCCCAGACCGUUUGUUGCUCAGAAAUUUGCAUCAAAUGAUGACUUUUUAUCUCAGAACAUUAUACCUCUUGAAGCAUACCAUAAUGGCCUAAAGACUGAAGAUACAUCUGUGUCUGCAUCAGAGGAAGAAGGGCUGAGUUUCCUAAAUGAAUGUGAUGAAACAAAAGCAGUACUACAUGAUGAAAAAAAAAAUCAGUCACUUACACUGAUAGAACUCCUGAAAAAUAAGAGGUUAGGAGAAGAAAGACAUCCUGAUAUUUCUCCUCAAAAGAUUCAUAAUCAAACUGCAAGAAAGAGGUUUGUUCAGAAAUGUGUUCUUCCAUUAAAUGAAGACAGUCCAUUGAUGUAUCAGCCACAAAAAAUGGACUUGACUAUGCAGUCAGCUUUAGACUGUAAGCAAAAGAAGUCAAGGUCAAGAUCUGGAAGCAAGAAAAAAAUGCUGCCAUUACCUCAUAGUGCUGAUGAAGUUUACAUACUCAGAUGCAGGUUUUGUGGUCUGGUCUUUCGAGGACCUUUGUCUGUUCAAGAAGACUGGAUAAAGCACUUGCAGCGACACAUUGUCAACGCAAAUCUUCCACGGACUGGAGCUGGCAUGGUUGAAGUCACAUCACUACUUAAAAAGCCUGCUUCGAUUACUGAAACUUCAUUUUCUUUACUGAUGGCAGAAGCAGCAUCAUAGAACAAGGAAGCAUUUUGAAUUUUAAUUGGAUGUAAAUUUGAAAUACUUUGUCAUUUUUUAAAAUAAAUCGCUACACUAAAUUAUGUUUAUAAAUGCUAAAGACAGAAAAAUAGAGGAAGUGGAUUACAGUAACAUCAAAAUAAAUUGAAUACUUAACAGUUACAGUAAGUAGUCUUUAUAUUUUAUAUAGGGUGGAAGAUGUGUUUUUAAGGUUUAUUAUGUUUUUGUCAGUUACUGUGUUCACUAUCAAUACAAGACCAUUACAUGUAUGGCAGCCAUUUUUAAAUUGUUGCACAUGGGUACUUAAAAGACAGAUUUUAAUAAAACAAAGAAACCGUGUUCUCUUCAGUGUUACCCAAAUCAAGCCUCUGUUUAUUCCAAAAAGAGUUACAUAGUAAAAUAAGAUAUUAUUAUAUUUUGUUUGUAUGUAUGUAGUGUUUUGUAUAAUACCAAGAACUGCUAAUACAAUUUACUCAACUUAGGGCAUUAAAUAUCAUGUACUUCAUAGUUCAAGAGACUGUUUCAUUCAAAUAGGGCAAUUAGUACUAUUCUAUCUAGGUGUGUAAGUGUUUUUUUUAAAUCACAUGAGGCUUUUUGUACUAAAAAGUGGAGGGAAACUUGUUUAAACAAAUUUCUAAGAGAAAUAUGUACAUAAUACUGGAAAUUUAUGGUAAGGAAAUAUUCUUUACUUCAGUUGCAUUUCUCACUGACAAUAAAGUGGUGCAUCCAUGCUACCUCCUACUUGUCAACAAAGAUGGUAUUUACCCUUAUGUUUUUGUAUCAUAGUAGAUUCAAUCCAACUUUCUUUAUUACAAAGCAUCUUUUUGUUAACAAGUUUGUUUCUUUAUGAUGAUUUACUUUGUCUGACUUGCUUACAGAAGUUUGCCUCUCUACUAUUUUAUUUAACACUGUAGAAAUGUACUAAUAAGCAUUGCUCACUACACGGUUAGAGUAGAUUUUUCAUUUAUAAUUCUGUUUAAAAGAUUGAUCAAUUUAGAAAAUUCAAACACAGAUUGAAAUGUUUCUACAUAUGAAGAGAAUGUUUACAACUUAAAUUUUAGAGCUUGUUUUGGAUGUGAUUAUAUGUAUGAAAACUGUAACACUAUGCUCAUGCUAAGGACCUACUUACAGAAUUACUGAAAUAAAUGUGCUGUGAGGAUGGAAAUAUGGUGCAGGUGUCUUGGUCAUGAUGAAUUGUGUUUGUUCAUUUAACCUGUCUUCAGAACAUGAUUUUUGUUUAAAUCAAAUCAGAUUCCUCUACAAAUCAAUUUUGUAUGCAAGUAACAUUUCAUUUUACUCAUAUAGGGUAACAGAUACUGUAGUUAAGCCAAGGAUAUGCAUUGAUAUUUUCUUUAUAUGUAAAUAAAGUUAAAAGCAGUUAAAACAAGAGGAGUAUUUUGGUAGAGUAUAUACAUACCUCACUGCCAGUGAAAUUGCUUUCCUAUGGUAUAUCUCCUUACCAGAAAAAUCUCUAAAUAAAAAGGUUUAAAGAAAAUCUAAAUGUCUAUAAUGUGAAGCGUUUAUUUGCAUUGUGUGAAUUAAGUUUGUGAAAUUGAUUUGUCUUGCUUGAGAUUAGAAUCUUCUCAUGAUCUUAAGUGAAAGUACAUUUACUUGCAAUAAACUGACUUGUUCACAGACGCAUUACAUUUGAUUGGUGGAAAAUAUGAAUAAAUGUCUGUCUUCCUGUAUGUGCACAGCUAAGAGUUAACGCACGAGGCUUGUUAACAUUCUGAUAAAAUAGAUAGGCUAAAAAUGCACAGCUGUGCAGGACAGAGGCCUGAGACAAGGCCAUCCUAGCUCUGUCAAGGCUAUCAUUAAAUUAGAGCUAUUGUGUGUUUUGCUGUACAAGUUGCUACAGAUAACUUUAGCUUUACUGUCAAAAAUUAUUCCUUUUUUUUUUAAGCUGAAAAAUCUACAUCAGUACAUUUAAAGGCUGGAAAAAAAAUACUUUAGAGAUUUUAGGAAAGGUAACUCGGAUGUUGAAGUGUAUUGCAGACAAAUUAUGUGUGCAGAAUAACAAAUUUCUAAAUUUGUGGAUGAUUGUGGGAUUUUUUUGAUACGCUGUGAAAAUGGAAGAUUUACAGCAACCUGUUGAAACAGAAUAGAGGGAAGUGAUCAGAUCACCUUGAAUGUUUAUAAUGCUUUAAUAGAGUGCUUGUUUACCCUUCUCACCAAAAAAGGUGCUUGUGAGAGCACCCUAUUUUGUGGCUGUUUAAUAGAUGAAAAACUCAAGUAAGUACAAAUGAUAUUUAUCUAGUAUUGUUAAGAAUGCUUGUGAGGUGAAGCCAUACUGUGCGGAAAUUUGCAGUAGCAAAAAACUCGAUUAGGUUCAUAAUAAUAAGCUAGUUAAUUCUGUUUAAUUCAUUGAACCCCGGUAGUAAGCUGCUUUGUGUAACACUAAAAUGCAAGGUUGUGUCUGAAGAGCGGAAAGCUUUGGGCCCAAUUAGUUUCCAAAAUUAGUUUCUCUUGAUGAGGAACAGCAGUUUGGUGGUGGGCUUUUUUGUGGGUACAUGGGAGCUGUGUGCCCUGCUUGUCAGAUCCUUGGCCGUGUAGUUUGAAACAUAUACAGAAGUUCUAGAAGUCUUCUGAUUAUUAAAUUAAUUGCAUAUAUGGUUUAUAUGGACUGAAUAAUCUUAAAAAAAAGAAAAAAACUAGUACCCUUAAGCUUUCUUUAGCCUCUAGUCCUCCAGUUUGCUUGGUUUCUGUUUGGAAAUACAGAUCUAUCACUACCUACAAGGAAAUAUAAAUCCCCCUUUCCAGAGUUAUAGAGAUUCUAAAUAAUCUGGUAGAGCAGAGUUAAUUAAAUCAGUCACUUUAUUAUAUGAAUCAUGUUUUGAGAUGUGUGGCUUGAAGAGGCUCUAUGGCAGUCUGUGCUGGACUUCCAGAAUUGCACAUAUAAGCAUGAGUGUUAGUCUGUUCAUGUUGGCUAGAUUGCUUCGGGGUAAAGGCUGCAGUGACAUGAUUUUUGUUUGGUUGAUUUUGGUUCCUUAUCACAAUCUUGGGUGUUUCUGGAGUUACCCUAGUUUCUGGUAAAGGUCUCUUAGGUAACAGCCUCUGGAAAAUUAAGAAGGAAUUUUCAGAAUGCUUAGAUAAGCCUGGGAAAUUGUAGAAGACCACCCCCUACAUUUUGUAAGAUGAUUGCCUGUAUCUCCUAGUCCCAAUGAUAUUUCCAAAUCAUCUUUUAAAAUUAAAACUCUGUUUGCAUUCCUUGAAAAGACAUUUUUGCAGGACCUUGGAAAGGCGAUUUUAAAGUGCCUGUGGUAGCUGCUGCCAAGUGGUAGUGUGCAUGUGUAGUUGUAUGCAUGGAAAAUGGGAGGUGGAGGCAAGUGGAUAACAAAUGUUGGCUCACAAAGAUCCCUGGGCAUUUACUCGUGUUUGCCAUACACUGCUUCAUAUGGAUUGUGUGAAUUGUAUUAGGUAGACUGCUCCCACAAGCCGAGGCAGUGCAGCUUUUACUUCUCAGGGCUCACCUUACCCAGCCAGGGGUGUCAGGAAAUGAGCUGCUGAGACUCUUCCUGAUGGGAGAAAAAGCACCAACCAGACAAUAGCUAGCAUUAGCCAUUGGGGAGAGAGAGCAGGCACCUGACAUGCUAAAGAUGGGGAUUCUAACAGUUGGGGUUUAUGUCCUGGGCCAGACUUCUUGUGUUUGAGCUAUGUGCCUGUUCAAAGUCCUACCUUUUCAGCCACACUCAGGGAAAUCACCAAGGUCUUUGAGGUAAGUGGAUCACAGGAGGGAUACAAGUCAUGAACUGGGGCUCAGAGAUGUACAUCCAUCCAAAGUUUCCAAAGGUCAGCCUCAUGGAACUGAGAUGGGGAGAUCUGUUCCUGCAAAGCUAUUUUGACUCCAGUGCUUUUUCUGGGCAAGUUGUGGUUCUAGAUUUUCUGCGUGUCACUAGUGCUUUAAAAAGGGGUUAUUCAUUAAAAUCCUACCUGAUCAUGAUAACCUACAGAAGAGAAAUGCUGGCUGGACAAAUGUGAAAAAAUUAACUGAGUAACAAGUACUUGCUUUUAACUAAAUAGUGUAAGGGCUGUGAACGAAGCCUGUUGAGUUGAGCACUAUGGUUAACAAGACUUCCAUUUUUUUAUUACAGUAGUUAAUGGCCUGGAUACUUAAACACCAGUUUCGCAUUUAAAAAAAAAAAAAAAAAAAGGGUUUAUAUAGUUUUGACUUUGUUUUUAAAAAAAAUCUUAGGGUGGUACUUACUCAAAAAAAGCUGACUGCAUUAUGAUUUCAGAUAUUUCAAUCCACCGUGCUUUGUAGGUGCUGUUGCCUGACACAUGGGUAGCAAUUUUGAUGUAAUGGAAACAUUUGGCCAUAGUGCCGGGUCUGUAAUCUCUUGCAAUAAAAUGUUCCUUUUUAACACUG